UUUUGUUUUUGUUUUUGCCGGUCUACAAAGUGCGGAGAUGUUCAUAUCUUUUAUUUCCACGUUUUUACUAAUUCCUUUGGUAUUUACAGACUGUUGGAGUUAUAAUCCUAUAUGUUGGUUUAGAAAAUGCGAAAUCCAUGAUCCAUCAUCGACGUGGAGGAAUACAUUUUAUUCUAAUUACAAUCCUUACUGUGCUGUUUGGGGAUGUCCAAGAAAUAAGCCAGAAGAGCUAACUUGGAAAAUCUGGAAUCCUUACAGAUUGAUUCAGGACUGGUCGCAACCUCAAAAGAAUGAACGAUCUUUCUACAAAUUCAUCCACAAACCCUAUUGCUGGUUUUAUGACUGUAACCAACAAAAAGAGGAAGAAAAAACAAAUCAAAAUAAUUUUUGGAACAACUUUGAUGUAGGAUUGGAAAAAUCAUGGUUUCCUCAGGAAUACAAUCCAGUGUGCUGGGUUGGUUCAUGUUCAAAGAGAAAUGAAGAGAAGAAAAUAAGGAAAGAGCCCUGCUCAGUAUGGUCUAAGUUAGAAUCUAGCUCUCUUUCUAGUUUCCAAUCCACAAAAGAAUGGGUUAUGAGUUCUAACCCAAGGAGAACUGUUCAAAAAACUGUUAGUUUUUUGAAUGCAAAACCUGUUUGUUGGUUCCUUGAAUGUUGCAAUGAUUAUUACAUUCCUGGAGACAUAGAAAAUUUGAGAAAAAAAAUUAAAAGGCAAAUCUAUGGACAGCCUCUGAUUAGUACAGUGGUAGAUGCAUUGAACUCGCAUUGGAACAUGCAAUAUAAACCAACAAAGGCAUUGGUUAUGAGUUUCCAUGGCUGGACAGGAAGUGGAAAGACUUAUGUUUCCAACUUGAUAGCUGAAAGCAUGUUUGAACGUGGCACAAAAAGCCAGUAUUUCCAUCAUUUCCAUGGCCGGAAACAGUUCACAUUGGAGAACAAGGAGACAGAAUACAAGGAAGAGCUGCUUGCUUGGCUCAGAUCCAACGUCACCGAUUGCCCCAAACAGCUGUUCGUGUUCGACGAAAUCGACAAGAUGCCCGACAGACUCCUCGACAGCAUCAAGCCGAUGCUCGACCACCGAGCUCUCGUUGACGGUGCCGAUUACACCCGAGCCGUGUUCGUGUUUAUUUCGAAUGCGGGCAGCGAGGUUAUCGUGAAGCAUUUGGAACGGUUGUUGGAUGAGAGAGAAAGGGAAGAGGUCGAGCUGAGGGAUUUCGAGGGAAUUAUUGUCGAUGGGGCUUUCAAUGAGAAAGGAGGUCUUCAUCAGUCGGAGGCGAUUAGUGACAAUUUGAUAGAUCACUAUAUUCCGUUUUUACCACUGGAAAGGAGACAUAUCGUAAACUGUACUAAAGAUGAAUUCAAACGGCGAAAAGUCCUAUUAAAAUCGCCUAGAGACGACCAUGUUGUGAGCGAAAUAGUAGAUUCUCUGCACUGGGAUUUAGGAAAAAAUAAGCAAUUUUCAAAGACUGGAUGCAAGUCGAUCAGAGAUAAAGUUGCAGUCGCCGUCAGAAAAUAUUUCAAAGAACCCUCUAAUGAGCCUGAAAAAGAAAAGAAGACUGACCUCUGAAGGAUUCGUGGAAAAAUAAUAGUGGAACACUAGAAUAUAUGAAGAUCUGGAUAUUCUUCAUCAUAGGUAACCAUACCUAACUUUUCUUACCUUUGAUUGAAAGAAGACAAUCGAAUAACCAAUCAAAAUGCUUGGAAUUCAUUACAAUGUAUCAGAGAUUGUCUAACCAAGGACAUUUGCCAAGUAAUAGGAAACGAAGGACAUAAUAGAAAUGAAACUUUGUUGGCGCCCUCUUUGAUCACAAUUUCAACUAACAAAUUAAUUUUCAACUCCAUCCAACAUUUGACACUUUUUAUAUAAUUCCCUGACAUCUCCCAAACUAUCAUAGGGAUUGAAAAAUGUUUCUACAUGCCUUUAAGAAAAAACGUCAUUUUGUAAUAGAACUUCAAGAAUGUAUUUUAUAUAUCGUUACCAUAGCAACUAAAUAAAUUUCCGGAAUUUUUUCCUCUUCAACGUUUAUAUGAAAUAAUGAUAUUCACAUUCAAUUUCAUAUUAUGUCAACUCCAUUCUUCAAGUUGAUAAGUACCUUGUAAGAAAAUGUAUUUCUAGUAACUUUAGCUAAAUGAAUUUGUAAAAAACCGAGAUUUUGAGACGCUAACGACUGGUUUUAUAUUAAUUCAUUCAAUUAAGGUCGUUUAAUUAUAUUUUAUUUAACAAUAACCCUGUAUUUAACCUAAUAAUAUUAUGUCGCAAAUUUCAUUGAUACUAAAUACUUAGUACUUCGAGUUUCUGGUAAGAAAAUAUAUUUCUAGAAACUUUAGUAAAAUGAAUUUGUGAAAAACUGGGAAACUCAGCUACUAACGACUUAUUUUUUCAUUAUUUUGUGUAACUAAAGUGAGUUAAUUGUGUUUUAUAUUCCC
This is a messenger RNA of Phaedon cochleariae (mustard beetle), 2424 nucleotides long. The record is from the annotation of a GenBank genome assembly. NCBI's taxonomy places the organism in Eukaryota, Metazoa, Arthropoda, Insecta, Coleoptera, Chrysomelidae.